CGGAUGCGGAGCGCUUUGUCCGGGAUAUUGUUGAGACGUUUGUUUUUUUUUUUUGUUGUAACCGUAUCGUAUAACAGUUUGCUGUGUCGGUAAAUAUAUGAUAUAGUUCUUCGUCGGUUCAGUGAGAAAUGGAAAUAAAAAAACUAAAACAAAAAGAUUAUCGCCGUUCGAAAAUCAAACGAUAGACAAACAUGGCGCUCCCAAAGACUGUAAUAGUGUAGUGAUAAUGGUACCACCAGCAUGGUGACACUGAUGCCGUGCGGGUUCCUCGGCGGCGCGUCGCGCUGCAGCUUGGACGAGCCUAAGGCAAAGCGUUCUAGACCCGACAACGGAACUGAUAUUCGGUUAUCAGGCGAUGUGAACACAAGCCCGUGCGAAUCUGAAUCGACUUCUGAUUCCCCGCCGUCACUCCUUCAAGAUGCAACGCUACCCGCGCUUCUAGUCUCCGGUACCACGACAUUGUUCCAGAGCACGUCUACCGUUAGUUCAACAUCGAACCUAACCUCCGUGGACGCUCUGGGUUUACCGACUUCGGAAGUGGAGAGUUGUAACCUGGUGAACGGAUGCGCCACGAGCUCGUCACUGGCUGGUCUGGCGCUGCCCCUCACCUCCUCUGGUGGAUUGUGUUCGACGACUCCAUCGUCAGCCGUCGCCUGGUUGAUGAAUGAGGAUAGCACGGCUGGUUAUAUUCCAGGGGGUGGAGUCAAGAGUGAGGUGCGCAGCCCGGGGCUGUGUGAGGCAGACGUGGCGCUGUACGGGGAGACGCUGCCCUACGACCAGAACACGCUGCCGUAUCAGUAUUAUAAUAGUAUGCAGCAGUAUGGCAGUGGUGGGACAGCGUCUUCAUACGUGGGCUCGACGUUGUACAACCAGCCUUACGCGGCCUACCCUCCACCGCACAAUACUAAUAACAGGUCGUCGUGUAAAGCUACGCCCACAUACCUAAGUUACGGUGUGGGUAGCGUAGGGACAGUACCUGGAAAUUUCGCAACCCAACCCUCGCCCUACGCCUAUCCGUCAUACAAUGGCGGACUCACACAGUCGUUUUCUAAUACGCAACAAGAUUACAGUAGUUACACGACGGGCUACGCGGACCAUAGCGUCGCUCAAUAUGGCGGGUACUAUGCUACACCUAGUUACUCACCUUAUGUUAGUUCGCCUAGUAGCAGUGGAAGUGCAGGCCAUACUUCUUAUCACCUUGGAGGCACUUUGUCAGAAUCACCAUCAUCCAUCCUUCCAACACUGAAUGACACUCCACUGUCACCCAUCAAGAAUGAGGUCCAUGCAGCCAGUCGGAGAUGCAGGGAAAAUUCAGGUGAGAGUACAGCCAGUAGAUCUCGUGGUCGCGGUCGUAGGAACACUUCCUCAUCGCCAGCCCAGCAUGUACCCGAGCCAGCCACCGACAGAGUGUUUAUAUGGGACCUCGAUGAGACGAUCAUUAUCUUCCACUCAUUGCUCACCGGGACUUAUGCAACUAAAUAUAAUAAGGACACACAACAGAUAGUUCAAUUAGGUUAUAGGAUGGAGGAGAUGAUAUUCAGUCUUGCCGACACACAUUUCUUCUUCAAUGAUGUUGAGGACUGUGACCAGGAGCACAUAGAUGCGGUGGCAGCUGAUGAUAACGGUCAGGACCUGUCAGCCUAUAACUUCUCGUCGGACGGGUUCCACGCGGGCUCCGCUCCCAGCACCGGGCUCUGUGCCCCCGGCGUCCGGGGCGGCGUGGACUGGAUGAGGAAACUGGCCUUCAGAUACAGGAAGAUUAAGGAUACCUAUAAUAAUUAUAGGAACAGCGUCGGAGGUCUCCUUGGACCAGCCAAGAGAGAGCUGUGGUUACAACUACGGGCUGAACUGGAACAGGCCACUGAUAACUGGCUGACGCUCGCCUGCAAAUGCCUUAAUAUGAUCAACUCCAGGGAGAAUUGUGUGAAUGUACUUGUGACCACGACACAACUGGUGCCCGCCCUGGCCAAGGUCCUGCUGUUCGGACUGGGCGGCGUCUUCCCCAUAGAGAAUAUAUACUCCGCCACCAAGACAGGAAAGGAGACGUGUUUCGAAAAGAUAAAGCAGCGUUUCGGCGAGCGCUGCACGUAUGUGGUGGUGGGCGACGGCCAGGACGAGGAGGCCGCCGCCAAGGCCAAGAACUAUCCCUUCUGGCGGAUCUCGGGCCACUCGGACAUAGCCGCGCUCUACAACGCGCUCGACAUGGGCUUCUUAUGAUUUCAUGUUCCCCUGGUACUUGCCUUUAAUUUCACCUGCUACAUUAGUUGUUUUGAACGACCUAAAAUUUCUAUGACUUCUUGUGAUUUCAUGUACCCCUGGUACAUUCUUUUAUAAAUCUGUUUACAAUAAAUAGGGCAAAAAAAAAAACAAAUAGAAGAAAAGAAACUCUUCAUAUUUUAUGUUCUCCUAGUACAUUUUGUACUGUUUACUUACUUUCUGCAAUUUACUUUUUUUUCCUCAUUUACGAAAUUAUUAUUAUUAGUAUUUUAUAGUUUCUUUAAUUUAUGUCAUCCUAGUACAUUCUAGUACAAAACACUAUAAACAAUUUCAUUAAAACUUUUUCCCGAUUCUUCUCUUAGUUGAUAUAAAAGUUUCCUUACUUUAAAUUUAGAAAUAAACUAGAAAAGUACAAAAAACGUGACUAUAAUAACACAGUUGAUAAAAAAAAAUAUUAAAUUUUUGUUCAUUACUUCUUACCCCCGGGAUCAGUUUUAUUUGAAUUCGGACUUAAAAAUUAAGAUAUUCAUAUCAAUCACGGUCUAGACAGACUAGACUAGUACCUUACUAAGUAGUUUUGAGCCUCGGUUUUUAUGAUAAUUUAAAAGCUCAAACACAGCUCAAAACUUACGAAAAGAAAAAACCACUAGACUCUUUUGUAAAUAUUUUAUCCAAUUGUAGAAAAUAAUUAGAUUUAUUCUAAUUCCAUUCCUACUAUAUAAGUUUUUAUAUAUUCUAUACAAUGUACAGAUAUUAUUAUUUUUUAGUAAAAAAAAAAAAAAUUAGGAGAAAUGUUUAUUCUAUAGUAGUUUUGUCGCGAGUUGAUUUAAUCGAUUUUCGCUUCCAUUACGAGAACUUCAUAUCGUUAUUUUUAUUUUUAUUCAGUCGAAUUUCGGGAAAUUCAUUAAAAUACUUUAGUCUUACGCUAGGGUUGAUACAAAAGUCGCUUUGAUAUUUAGGGCUGCCACAUUAAAUUUCAUAUAAAAAAGUACUGAUUUUUGUUGAACAGCACAAUUAUAUAAAUCUAACGCAUUAUCAUUUUGGAGUUACACUAGAUUGUAUUGUUUAAGUGUAUUUCAUAUUAUAUAGCACUACUGCCAAAUAGUUGACGAGACAGCAAUAUUUUUUACAUUUAUUUUAUGAACACAACAUAUACAUAGUGCUUCUAAAUAUAUUUUUCACUUUUACUAACUGAUUUAUUAUAAAAAAAAAAAUAUUAAGAAUUUCUGUUUUUCGGUCGCACACAUUUUAUUUGAGAUAUUUCAUUUUUUUUUUUUUAAUUUAAAUGUAGCGAUCGUCUGUCAGACGGAAGAAAUGUAGCAAUAUGAGAUAAAACUAAACAAAAAAAAAUAAAAUAAAAUAAAAAUGUAAAUAGUUAAGUUAUGAAGAUAGCUUAUGCUAGUGAUAUGAAAAUUUUAAUUGGAAAGUUGCGAUACAACGUGUUGUAAAUAAAAAUAUAUUAUUUGAUGAUUA
This is a messenger RNA of Danaus plexippus (monarch butterfly), 3690 nucleotides long. RefSeq names its product eyes absent homolog 2 (gene eya). Gene Ontology annotation, biological process: multicellular organism development; negative regulation of extrinsic apoptotic signaling pathway in absence of ligand; cell differentiation. The transcript is spliced from 15 exons. Gene Ontology annotation, molecular function: protein tyrosine phosphatase activity. NCBI's taxonomy places the organism in Eukaryota, Metazoa, Arthropoda, Insecta, Lepidoptera, Nymphalidae. The record is from RefSeq and is a predicted model, not a curated record. Gene Ontology annotation, cellular component: nucleus. The coding region runs from base 241 to 2217 and encodes 658 amino acids.